AUGGAUUGUCCGAUUUGCAAAUUACCUACUUUAGUAUUGGACGUCGAUUCUUGGAAAGACACAAGCGUUGUUUCCCCUUACUCACGGCCGCCGUUGAUCCGUCAAUGA
Molecule: messenger RNA, 108 nt
Organism: Colletotrichum paranaense
Lineage: Eukaryota; Fungi; Ascomycota; Sordariomycetes; Glomerellales; Glomerellaceae
Exons: 1
Coding region: 1-108 (35 amino acids)
Source: RefSeq, a predicted model, not a curated record